Molecule: messenger RNA, 777 nt
Organism: Octopus sinensis (East Asian common octopus)
Lineage: Eukaryota; Metazoa; Mollusca; Cephalopoda; Octopoda; Octopodidae
Biological process (GO): regulation of transcription by RNA polymerase II
Source: RefSeq, a predicted model, not a curated record
AUGGUAGAAGUUGUCCGUGGCACGGUAGAAGUUGUUCGUGGCACGGUAGAAGUCGUCCGUGGAACAGUGGAAGUUGUCCGUGGAACAGUGGAAGUUGUCCGUGGAACGGUGGGAGUCGUCCGUGGCACGGUAGAAGUUGUCCGUGGAACAGUGGAAGUUGUCCGUGGAACGGUGGAAGUCGUUCGUGGCACGGUGGAAGUCGUCCGUGGCACGGUAAAAGUUGUCCGUGGAACAGUGGAAGUUGCCCGUGGCACAGUUGUUGUAAAAAGGGCAGCUGAGGUGUGUGCUUUGUGUCCUUGUUCGGAGGGGGCAUUUAAGAAGACGGUUUGUGGGCAGUGGGUUCACCUUGUUUGUGCUCUGAUGGUCCCGGGGGUGGCUUUUGACGAGACUGAGGGGGUCAAUGGAAUCUCUCUGCUGGAAAUGAACUAUUCCUCCUACGGUAAAGGUGGGGAGUCCAUUUAAUCCAAGAAAUGUUCCCUGUGUGAGGAUUGGAGAUAUUCUGGGACUGGAGUGACCAUUCAGUGCGAGUCUGGGCUGUGCAGGACAUAUUUCCACGUUUCCUGGUGUUAUUCCAAAUAUAACGGAAAAAUGUUAAAAUGGGCGGGAAAUAGAUUUAAAUAUAAAUUUGAGAAAAUUUCCAAUUCUUAUAUCAGUGGGUCACUUGAUGGGCUUUUUGGAGUAUUUUCCCGCGAUUUGUCGACCUCCAAAGGAGCCCUAAGCAGAUUGACCAAGAAGGCAGAGCUCAUGAACAUAAACACGGUCUCUAUAAUUCCGUGA